Amblyraja radiata (thorny skate) is the source of this 2220-nucleotide messenger RNA. RefSeq lists its product as uncharacterized. The transcript is spliced from 12 exons. Bases 1 to 2220 code for a protein of 739 amino acids. The record is from RefSeq and is a predicted model, not a curated record. Lineage: Eukaryota; Metazoa; Chordata; Chondrichthyes; Rajiformes; Rajidae.
AUGAGUAAAAUCGUCCUGUACGACCAACCCGACUUCAACGGGCAGGCCAAGCAGUUUGUGAGGAAUGAGACGGACCUGUCCACGAUGAUAUUCGACAACACUGCCCAGUCGGCGCGGGUGGAGGGCCACCACUGGGUCGGCUUCACGGAUAAGAACUACAAGGGCGAGUUCAUUAUCUCGAGUUCAUUAUCUUCGCGCCCGAAGCUGAGCUCGCUGCGGCUGGUUAAUGAGGAUCUGAUGAACCCGCAGAUCGACCUGUACCAGAAUGUGAACUACGAUGGCGAGGUCCGCGUAGUGACGGAGCAGGUGAAUGACCUGAAGAUAGCCGACAUGAAUAACAUGGUCUCGGCUGACAUAGUGAAGCAGGGCGUGUGGAUCCUCUACCAGGGGGUCGACCAGACGGGGUCGCGACUCAUCACCUUCAAGGGCGACAAGUGGCCCAACUACUGCACCUUCGAAUGGAACGACAAACUCUCCUCGCUCCGCCCUCUGGUCAACAGCUACACAGAGGUGGCACCCACGCCAAGCGUGCUGCUCCAGGGGCGCUCUGGAGCAGCUGCACCGCCCGGACCCGCCACUGGGGGCGCUCUGGAGCAGCUGCACCGCCCGGACCCGCCACUGGGGGCGCUCUGGCGGCGGCGCGAGGAGGCGGGAAACUUUGGCCGUUGGCGGCGCUCGAGCGGAAAAAAUGUUUCUCCGGCCCCGAGUGAUGUUGAUGUUGAUGUUGAUGAUGAUGGUGAUGGUCUGGCCCGGUGUGUGGUCAAUGUGGACAGUGUGGUCAAUGUGGUCAAUGUGGACAGUGUGGUCAAUGUGGUCAAUGUGGGGACAUUGUGUGUGGACAACGUGGACAGUGUGGACAAUGUGGUCAAUGUGGACAAUGUGGGGACAGUGGACAACGUGGACAGUGUGGACAAUGUGGACAAUGUGGUCAAUGUGGGGACAGUGGACAACGUGGACAGUGGACAAUGUGGACAAUGUGGGGACAAUGUGGACAACGUGGACAUUUACUCAGUAUUCAAUCAAGAGGAAUCUACCGGAGUCACAUAUGUUUCUGCCAUCCGUUUAUCCAAUGUUACGUUGGUGGGCUACACUGGCAUGCAGCUUGAAUCUGGAACCACAAUCACCUGGUCAGUUCUACAUCCUUCUGUUCACAGUGUCAUUUUGGUUCACACCUUUGGGACAACCGAUGUCCACUAUGGUGACUUCUACCAGCUUCGUGUCGUGUACAACAUGACUAGUGCAUCUCUCCAGUUGCUAAAUGCAGAUCUGGCAGACAGUGGGAUUUAUGAGACUCUCAUAUCGUACCCUGGCUUGGAUGGAAAGAAAAGUCACUAUCACAGCAUUCUUUACAUUCAAGAAAUGUUGAAAGUGCCUCUGAUAAUCCAAACUCGAAUUGACAUUAAUCAAAUUAUACGUCUUAAAUGUAUUGUGAAAAAUGGGGAAACAGACACAAUUUUAUGGUUGAAAGGCGGCGUAGCUAUGCGUAACAGCAAGGUUUAUAAAAUAUCAUCCAGCAACAGAACAGUGAGUUUUAACAGUGCUCGUGUGGCUAACUGUGAAACGUACACAUGUGUCAUCAAAAACAAGAUCAGUGAGAACCACGGAUCCCAUGUACUUCUAAUUGAGGGAUUGAUAGACCUCCACCAAUAUUCGUUUGUGUUGUCUGUUCUCUCGCUGAUCAGCACAGUAACAACCUUUGGUGCAUCGGCCUUCAUCAUCUUUUAUGCUCUGGGUGCUUACCGAGUUCACAAGCGACAUGUACAGCUGACAGCUCUCUUCGUCUUCUUCCAGCUCAUCUCCUUUGUCUUCUUACUGGUGGCAGCACUCUUCUGCCUGGUUGAUCCAAACUUUUCCACCAUGUACAAAGUUCUCGAAGGCUUGAUAUUUGUCACUGCGUUAACAAUGAUUGUAUAUGUUCUCCUGAUAUACCUCCAACCUGAAAACCAACUCAAAAGAUCGUUUUUGUUAAAGAGAUAUCAACGCAACAUUUUUCUGGUGUAUGAAGUCUGUGCCAUUUUCCUUUCAUCCAUACCACUCUACCAGGGACAACGUUCCCUUAGGAAUUGUGGACAGUCAGGAGAGAAUGUUUUGGGGGUGGCAGCCACCACCCUGGUGAUUUACAUUUAUGCUGUCGGUGUGCCUUUCCUCAUCUUCGUCAAGUCCACCACGGGGAUUGUAGGCAUCCUGAUCACCAUCACACAAACCCAAGAACUCUGGUGA